AUGGAUACAUUGAAAAACAAGCUACAAGACAAUUGUUUCUCUUCCCGUGCAGCGUCGCAGUCGGAAUGGUCUGACGAAGAAGAGCCGCUGGCCCCUCAGUGGGCCGACAGCCUCCCCGCGCACGUGCUGGACUCGCUGCAGCUCAGCUCCAGGCUCAGGAAACGGCAGGAGGUUAUACACGAAUCCGCGCCGGCACUCCUCCCCCCCGAUGACUUGAAGGCGUUGUUCCCCAACUUGCCGGAAGUGAGAGACUGGCACCAGGCGUUGCACCAGAGGCUGAGAGCGGCGAGGAAUGCGGCGCCGGCGCAUCAGCUGUCGUUGAGGGCGUUGGCUCAAGCUUUGCUCGGAACGAGGUUAGCGCUGGAAUCGUUGCGGGAGAGGCGGCGCAAGAACAAAGAGUUACAUCAGUUUCUGUCCAGCCGGGAACAGCUGCCCCUCUGCGGGAGACUGCAGCUGAGGGAUCUACUCGCUUGCGUUUGGCAGAGGCUAACGAAAUACCGGCUGUUACUAGAGAGUGUAUUAAAAACAGUAUCAGAAGAUGAGGACUCGGCAGAAGACGUCGAAUUACUGCAGAAGUCUUUAGACAGCGCUAAAGACAUGCUACUCAGCGUCGACCAAGCUAUCAGAACUACUGAGAACGAGCACAGUUGGGUGAAUUGCAUCCAAGAAGCUCCGUUGGCCCGCGUGGAACUGAAGCAAACCAUCACCCCCUCACACCAACCCUCCAGGUCUACCGACGACGAGGACGCGUCGGAGAAGUCUAACCCCGUAGUUACGGACGAACCGGAGAGCGACAAGGACGGCACGCCCGCGCCCAUACAGGCGGAGCGAGACAACACUCCGGUGCCCGCCCCCACCGAUAACGGUGACGAGGAAGAGAACACGGACUCGGUGGCCAAGGAGAAGGAGGACAGCGGGGAAUGUGAGGAGAAGAUUGCUGCCGAGGCUCACGUGGCCACUACGUUACGCGCCACGCGUCAGUCGUCGGUGGAGAGCAGCGAUGAGGACGGCGCCGACUGUCCCGACAUACGGCAGCUGCUGCUGGCGGCGCACGCGCAAGGUAAUGUAUAUAUAUAUAUGAGGACGGCGCCGACUGUCCCGACAUACGGCAGCUGCUGCUGGCGGCGCACGCGCAAGGUAAUGUAUAUAUAUAUAUAUGAGGACGGCGCCGACUGUCCCGACAUACGGCAGCUGCUGCUGGCGGCGCACGCGCAAGAUUACCAAAUGACCGACGAGAUAUAUUUCCUGAAACCAGACGCGGAGCAACCUAUACAGGACCAACCAAGUAACGGAGGGUGA
Messenger RNA from Chilo suppressalis (striped riceborer), 1299 nucleotides. The record is from the annotation of a GenBank genome assembly. Lineage: Eukaryota; Metazoa; Arthropoda; Insecta; Lepidoptera; Crambidae.